Messenger RNA from Uranotaenia lowii, 1411 nucleotides. Its product is annotated as serpin B5-like. The transcript has 3 exons. Gene Ontology annotation, molecular function: serine-type endopeptidase inhibitor activity. Lineage: Eukaryota; Metazoa; Arthropoda; Insecta; Diptera; Culicidae. The record is from RefSeq and is a predicted model, not a curated record. Bases 15 to 1265 code for a protein of 416 amino acids.
GUCAAUGGUGAACGAUGAUUCUAAACGGCAUCCCGCUUGCUUUGAUUGCUUCCUUGAUGGUAUCGAUGGCUACGGCUGCCUUUGAUGCCAGUCAGCUGAAAAUCGAUUACCAGGGUGAAUUUUCGUGGACAUUUUUGGGAAACGCUUCCAACGGAUACAAGGACAAUAUUGUCGUUUCACCGUAUUCGAUAAGGCGAUUGGUGACCAGUCUAACAAACAUUACAGAAAGAAGCAAUGGAAUUACCAACGAAUUGAGAAAUGCAUUAAACUUGAUGAUUGUUCCAGCAAUCCAACAAAGAUAUUACGAACAGAUGAAGCGACUUAAUCGUGGCGGAGAUUUAAUAAUGGGUUCUUCGCUUGUUGUUUACAGUCCCAACGCAAUAUCUGCUGGCCUAAGCACUAUUGCGAAUCGAUACGGCUUAAAAUUGGUACAAACGAGUGAUAAAAUCAGUGCAUUUACUCCGAUAAACAGUGCCAUCAGUGAAUUGACUAAGGGGAAAGUUAUAGCGUUUACGAAUCGUUUCGAAUACGAUUUCUGGCCCUUUUCACUGAUGGAUUACAUGCAGUACAGUGGACUGUGGAAAUAUAACUUUAACGGUGACCCCACGGUCUGUCACUUCUAUACCGAUGCGAGAACGAAAACUCUGAGUAAAUUUGUAACCGUGGAGGCCAUUUUGAAGUAUGGUUCAUUCUCAGAUUUGAACCUGAAAGCAGUGGAACUUCCUUUGGCUGAGUCAAGUGCUUUGAGUUGUAUUUUUCUGUUGCCACUAAACAAGCAAUCUCUAAAUAGUGUUAUGAAAAACUUCAAUCAUAACAAUUUUCGAGAUAUUUUGAAAGGCCUAACACCUUUGAAAACAUUAGUCACCGUUCCAGAAUUUGAAAUACAGUCAACAACUCUGGCCAAAAAUGUGUUGAAAAGCAUGGGUCUUCCUAAGGCAUUUGAUGAAAAAAUAUACAAAAUUUAUCAGGAUGGUCGUGAACAAAUCGGAGAAAUUAUUCACAAAGCCAAAUUCACCAUGCACGGCAACGGUACAAUGGAUACAACAGGUGAAGAGUUGUUAUCCAGAGAUAUGGGAAAACAAUUUUUGGCAAAUCAACCCUUCGUUUAUGUGAUUUUUGAACGAACCGAAUCGAUGCCAGUUCUGAUGGGUCAUUUUAUGAAACCGACAGAAAAAUUACCAAAAACCGUUAAGGAAUCGACUGAGUCCAGAUGUCAGGUUCCCCCUUUUGAAGGUACUUCAUGGUUUUCAUGGAUGAAGGGAUAAAAGAGUGAUAUGAAUUGAAGAGAGUACUCGAAAACUAAAAAAGCAACCUUUUGUAAGCAAAUAACUUUUGAAUGCAUGUAUAAAUGAAUUUUUCAGUGAAGUUUCUGUUAUAUUAAUUUAACAUGUGCAAUGUUUUGUGACCUUCU